CAACAUCAGCAGCAGCAGCAGCAGCAGCAGCACCAGCAGCAGUAGCGACAAUAGUGGCGACGAGGACGACGACGAGGAGGACGGUGGUGGCGGUGACGUUGGUGGCGAUGUCACGAACAACCCCACCAAUACACCCUCAACAUCGCCGUCCAUGCGAAUCGUAAAGUACGUAGACUCGGGGCUGGUUAUCAGAGUGCUGGUGGUGCAUAACCGGCUGGUGGUGCCGCCGGUGUGUUCUCCUGCUCGCAGUGCCGAGAAAUCCACCCUCCUUCGUGGAGGCAUACCCUCCACCUUUCGUCGUACCUACCCCUCUCUAUUCCGUUCCCACUACCUCCUCCGACGGGAUAUCCACGUCCCUUUUACCCUCCCUCGUCGAAACGCUCGUUCGCUUCUACAACGAUACGAGAGGGCGCUCCCCUCUCUUUCGAUGUGCGCGGUACCCGAGCCUCGGAAAUUCUGAAAGCGUUUCGCGCCUGUGCGACCGGCGCGGGGGUGGCAAGGGACCGAAAAUCGAGGUGAAAGGAAACUCCGCGGAUCCGGCCUAAGGGUCUCUCCUAGGGCUGGUGCGUAUCGGUUCUAGGCGAUUUCGACGUGUCUUUGUCGUACGAAGAAGAAGGAAAAAAAAAAACGAAGUCUAACCAACUAUCUCGUUACACGUACGAUCGAAGUCCGCGUUUUCAACCCCCUCCGUCGUUUUACGUGUGUGUACCAUCUAACGUGUAAACACACGUACGUUUGCGUGUUCCAUUGGCGAGAUACGGUGUACAGUGUGACAGACACAUCGCGAUACAAACGGAUUAUACAUAUCGUCUGAAUAUCGUGUAGACCUCCUUUCCCUCCAACUUCUCUGUGCCGAUUCGACGGAAGAGCCGAGCUCGCUCGGCUAAGGAACAACGAACCGAGGGAGAAGAGAGGACAUUUACACGAGACGUCCGAUACCAGACGACGACUCGACGGACUCCGUUCGAUCGUGGUAGUGGUGGUGGUUUCUUCCUUCGUGUGACACACUUUUGUCGUCAGAGAAGAGAAACUCUCUUUUUCUUUCUCUCUUUCUCUAUUUCUGGUGGCUCAUCCAAAAGGAGAAGACUAGGCGGACUGGAUAUAUCAGUCCCGUGUGCGUAGAACAUCGCAAGUGAGAGUUUACUGUGUAUCGUGAGAGUGAACAGUGAUAGGAAAGGGUUGUUUGGUGCUUGACUGAGGGAAAACUCGAUUUCUUUCGAACAAGUGAAUCCGUUGCCACCUAGAAACUGGCCAGGAUUUACGAUCAAAGACCAUCGUGGAUCGUGAAUACGGGGGUAUCAUGUAUCCCCGAUUGCAACCCUCCUUUGAGGGUUAAAUCAACGAUUUUAACCGUCGGCUUUGCUGUGCUACAACCUACGCCACGGUGUGUAAUUGUACACUGGAACUAGACGGAAGUUCACUUUCUUAAGGACUACCGAUUUCGGCGCAAGAUCUGGUCCCACUGAGGACUAACCGUGUACCACAUCCCCGCGCUGAAAGAGGACCUGAAACCUCGCAAGGAUGCGGGACCGGCUAUCGUGGUACAUGGUCUUUUUGAUCCUGCCGACAAUCCUCUUGGCCAGGUCGCUCGAUAAAGACCGACGAGUACCUUACAGCAUACCGUCGGAUUGGAAGACCCUGUGGUUCAGCAAUCUGGAUGAGCUGCAAAGAGUGAACGAUGCGAACGAUAACAACACCGUCUCGAACGUCACGGUGCAGUUGGGAGGGACAGCCUUUUUGCAUUGCAAAGUUCGCAAUUUGGCCGAAAGAACGGUGUCCGACGCCGAGAUAUCCUGGAUACGACGACGUGAUUUCCACAUCCUAACCAGCUCCAUGUUCACGUACACGAACGACGAGCGGUUUCAGGUUUUGCAUCCAGAGGGUUCCGACGAUUGGACGCUUCAAAUCAAGUACGUUCAAGAAAGAGACAACGGGACUUACGAGUGUCAGGUCUCGAGAAGUACAGGGAUACUAUCACACUUUGUCAAUCUAAACAUAGUUAUACCAGAAGCAUUUAUAUUAGGGAGCGGCGAGCAUCACGUCGAUGUAGGAUCCAUUAUAAAUCUCGUAUGCAUAAUAGAAAAGAGUCCGACACCGCCGCAAUAUGUCUUCUGGUAUCAUAAUAAUCGAAUGAUAAAUUAUGACACUACGCGAGGCAGCGUAACCGUACAAACUGAUCCCAGCUCGACUCAAAGUCGGCUGACGAUUCACCAAGCAGUGGAAACGGACACUGGCAAUUAUACGUGCAGCGCCUCGAAUACCAAGCCAGCAUCCAUCUAUGUCUUUGUCACAGAAGGUGACAAAAUGGCAGCCAUACAGCGCCGUAAAACAUCGGCCGCAGAGAAAAAUUUCUGUGAAUUGCUAGUACUACUUGUCACCGUUGCGAUAGAGGUCGUUUUAACGCGAUAAGCGUUUCUCUUCGAUAUGUCCAUAAUUAUUAUACCGUUACUUCCGUUUGUGAUAGAUAGGCUACUAUUCUGCGAUUUUAACCCUCUAUUCACUCUCCUUCUUUCCCUUUAAAUGCCUGAACAUCGACAUUAUCAUACGUGACUUCUCGUUUCCUUCUAUCUCUUCAGUUCUUCCUCAUCAUUUUUUAUCUUCAACGCUCCCGCCCGUAUCAUCUCUGUAAUUUCACUUUCCUUUACCACGUUUUAUUGGCUGUUUAACAUAAUUCUUAUACCUCCCUUUAUCAUGUUUUUCUCAUUGUAACUUCGCUUUUUAUUUUCAAUUUCGUCGCCGAGGUUGCCGCCGGCUGAAUUAUUUCAACAUACGAGAUUUUCAUGGUAGAUUGUUCUGCGUGUUCUGGAUCCACAUCGUUACGUGCGCCUGAAAUUGUAGAUAUAUUAGUGGUUAAUUGGACAGUUUCUCUCUCUCUUUCUCUUUCUCUCACCUCUCUUUCACCCUCCACCUUCACCCUCCAUCAGUAAUCAAUUUCUAACCGAAAGACGAAUUGAAAAAAAUUUUAAUUGGAUAGAAAGAACGUUUGAAUUUUUAUCCCAAGAAUUAAAUAAUAAAGCAAUACCUAUAAGCAUUAUUGUCUAAAUGUACAAAAUAAGAAAUUUUUUUCUCGCUCUCAUCAUUUUUUUUAAAUAUCGAAAAUAGGAAACAAUAAUGAUCUUUACAUCAACAUCUUUGCAAAACCGGCGGCAAAUUGUUUCUCGGUUAAAAAUCUAACGCAACGUCUUUUAGAAGCAAUACUGAUAUACAUACACAUAUGUACUGCGUGUACCAUUGGUGGUCGCGUUUGCUCUCUUUGAACUAGCAAUAAACUUCGAAUCGGUUUUGAUAGUCGUCAGAGCAACAAUUCUAUGCCGUGGCAAUUUUCCCAAAGUUUUGCUUUCAUUCAGCCCCGCGAGAUACGGAAACAGACAGGAGCGUGCGUGAAUCAAAGUUUGAAAUUGAUAGUGUUGCCAAGUAUCGCCUCGAAUUUCCGAAAGUUCGCGUAUAUCCUUUGCUAACCCUCGGCCCUACCACCAUGAUUCUCGUAUCUUCUCCUAUAAUUAAUCACCACUUAGGAGGUUUCAGUUCCAUUUUAUCGACUUCGAUUCCGAACCGACUUUAGUAGUUUCAAGCGUGCAAAACCUUAGAUCAAUACUCCGCGCACACGCCGUUAUUAUUGUUCGCGACGAUUUAUUUAAAAAAAAAAAAGAGAAAAAAAAUUGUGAAUCAUCUCGUUAAUCGAUAAGAGCCGAGGGUGAGACAGAUUCCGAUUUCAUUUAACCAACGUUUCGUCUGCAUUUGCCUCGGGAUUAUUUUUCAAAAUCAAAUACAAACGUUACAUAUCGUAAAUGAAUAUUCUUUGAUUAAAAUUUUUUAUUAAACGUAACAUAGAAUUUUAAAACGAAAGAGAAAAAAAGGAAUGAAAAAUGAAGAACUUGAAAUGCGGACGAAAAGUUACAACAGGGAUCAAAUAACAAAUAUUGUAUCUAGAAGAGUACGUAGUUCUCGAGUUUGAUAAAAUCCAGAAAUAGCGAAGAAAAAAAUGAAACUGCCAUAUAUUGUUUCAAAUAAGACAUUCGAGAUAAGUUUGAAUUUUACAAUUCCUCGAAAUAAGCCUGCGUACAGUUAAGUAGAAGCUUUCGAAAAAUAUGUACAAUGCGUUUGGUCUUAUUACACGUAACAACUCACGUGAAAUAUAAUCGCGUGACAGCGGUAUCGAUUAAAGGGAAAAAGUAGACGAUGAACGAGAAUAAGAAAAAGCAUGAUAAAAGAAGUCACGACACACCAGCUUAUUUCGGAUCGAUUCGUUAGCUCGCUUUUUUAUUUUCUCUUCCUUUCUUUACAUUGUUAAUUCAUCGUCGCACGGAACCCUUUGCGGAAAACACCCUCCUAAAUACUUUCCCCAGUGGCGCGAGCAUAAUCAACUAGAGGGGAUCAAGAAAUUUCCAAAAUAUUCCGAGACUUUUAAUUUUUUAUAGAACGGUCAACUGACCCUUCUGGACCUCCCUAAUUGCGCCACUAUACUACCCCCUCAAAUUUUUGUCACGUAACACACCGAAAUACGGUAUGAAAGAGAAUAGUCAAUCGUAGGUAUUUAAUAAUUCAUGAUUCACGAUUUAUUAAAGAAACAAUUAGUCUAAUAUAGGGAAGAGAAACGCGUUAAGAGGGUAAUCGAAAAGAACGAUCCACUCUUGAAGAUUCUUGUAUACCACUUGAGUUUCUCGAGUACGAAGGUAAUCAUACAAGAGAAAGAGAGAGAUAAUAAACCUAUCAACAAUUUGAUCUCUUUCAGGAUAAGCAACAAGUUAAAUAGAAACGUAAGAUCCGUAGGAUAAUAGAUAAUAAGACUUUAAUACUCGAAAAGAAAUUCGAUCUGCGACGCGUUCUGCGUGUAAUAUCUCAACAUCGAUUAAUAGUAAUAUCUGCCAUAGAAAAUCUCUGUGUAUUUCCGCGUCACGCGUGCAUUUCUCUCCGAUCUAACAUCUCUGUAAAUUAAUUAAUUUUCACUGCGUCAAAUUUAUACGCCGACCCCUUGGUUUCGAUUAUACUUUAAUUGUAGUCGUAAAGAUCUCAACACGUAGACGUUAAAAAUAACUCGAAUGACGAAAGAUAAAUUUGGUACGUUGCUUAACGUUCGCCCGCCUUUUUACGAAUUUUGUGCCCUUACUUCGAACAAUUAUUCGCAAGAUCCGUUGAAAUCGAAUUUUAAUAAAAAUCCACAAUUGAAAUAUCGACUGUUUGGUGUCUGUAUUAUGCUCUGUCGUAUUCUCAUCAACCAUAUAGCGAACAAAACGAUAAAGGGGAAAGAAAAUAAGAACGGAAGGAAAGAAGUGAAGAAACGUCUAGAAGUAAAAAUCUUGAACCACGUAGCAAUUAUAUCUUCGUUAAGGUCUCGAUGACAAUAUUUUUUAGUUCCGUAAACACACCGAAAAGUAAAAAAAAAAAAAUAAAAAAUAAAAAAACUGCUAUACACGCGCGUGUAAUUUACACACACACGUGCGUGCGUGGUUGCAUGCGUGUAAUAUAUAAGUCUGAUUAUUAUUAUAAAGACCAAUUACGUCGUCCUAAUUAUAAACAAACUGCUCGUCUGUAGAUGGUUCACGAUUAAAAAAAAAACAAGAAACUGGGUUGCGUGUUUAACAAUGGCAUGUAUGUAUAUUUACUUCGUCAAAAAGAGAAUUUAGACGAGAUGACAGACGUUUAUUAUCGAUCAAACGUUUGUCGUUAAAAUUUCUUUGUAAUGUGAAGAUAUAAGAACGUAUAUACAAGAACACGUAUACGUAAAACAUGAAAAAGAAAAAACUCAAUUCGUAUCGCCUCUAUUUGCUUCCCUUCGAAAUCAGUUGUCGCAACAACCCUUAAACCAUCUUAUUAGAAUCAUUUGAAUGGAGAUACUCGUUUGCGACAUUAUCGUCGUGUCGUACGUGCGAAAUUGGUUUUACUCGAUCGUAUCAAUGAAGCCAAGUAAAGCCGAUCAAAUAAACUUACACGAGUUAAAACGUCAGGAGUGGCUCUGUUCGCGAUAAAACGGUAUUGCCAAGUUUCCAAUCGGCUUUACUUCUCUUUUUUGUCAUGUUUAACCGCUAAAAACAAUCCUUCAGAACUGUCCUUGUGAUCUGACGAAACGCACCAAAGGUGAGUUCGUUGAAAAAAAAAAGAAAAAAAAAUCUACACGAAUUUCAAUAAAGCUGCAGAGUCUUUAGCCGAUGCAUUCUAACGUUCAUUACGACGGGGAAGUUUGUUAACUUCUUAAUGAUCCUUGGAUCCCUUACGUUUCAUUUCAAUCAAGGAUAAAUGGGAACUGAUUCAACUGAAUACACUUAUCAGUUCUGAUUGUGCUUCUUUUUUAGGUAAAGGAUAUGGAUUGAUAAAUAUAACGGGUAGAGAGA
Messenger RNA from Osmia bicornis bicornis, 6329 nucleotides. RefSeq names its product zwei Ig domain protein zig-8-like (gene dpr12). The record is from RefSeq and is a predicted model, not a curated record. The transcript is spliced from 7 exons. NCBI's taxonomy places the organism in Eukaryota, Metazoa, Arthropoda, Insecta, Hymenoptera, Megachilidae. The coding region runs from base 1522 to 2409 and encodes 295 amino acids. Gene Ontology annotation, cellular component: neuron projection membrane. Gene Ontology annotation, biological process: synapse organization.